Molecule: messenger RNA, 591 nt
Organism: Racocetra fulgida
Lineage: Eukaryota; Fungi; Glomeromycota; Glomeromycetes; Diversisporales; Gigasporaceae
Source: the annotation of a GenBank genome assembly
AUGACGAAGAAUCCUUGGAAGAACCACGGAAGAACCACCAAAGAAUCUUUGGAAGAACCACCGAAGAACGAUGAAGAAUCCUUAGAAGAACUACCGAAAAACGACGAAGAAUCCUUGGAAGAACCACCGAAAAAUGACGAAGAAUCCUUGAAAGAACCACCGAAAAAUGACGAAGAAUCCUUGGAAGAACCACCAAAAAACAACGAAGAAUCCUGGAAGAACCACCGAAAAACAACGAAGAAUCCUUGGAAGAACCACCAAAAAACAACAAAGAAUCCUUGGAAGAACCACCAAAAAACAACAAGAAUCCCUGGAAGAACCACUGAAAGAACUACUGAAAAACAACGAAGAAUCCUUGGAAAACCCACCGAAAAACGACAAAGAAUCCUUGGAAACCCCACCGAAAAACGACGAAGAAUCCUUGAAAGAACCACCGAAAAACGACGAAGAAUCCUUGGAAGAACCACUGAAAAAGACGAAGAAUCUUUGGAAGAACCACCGAAAAACGACAAGAAUCCCUGGAAGAAUCACCGAAAAAACUACCGAAAAACGAUGAAGAAUCCUUGGAAGAAACACCGAAAAACGACAUGA